CUCCCUCCCACCGGCCGUUUCCACGAAGGACUGAGCCAUAGACCGGGCCUGGGCAGCUGGGUGACCGGACGGGUUUCCGAUUCUCCGACCGGGAGCUCCCUAGGAAGUCUCGCUGGACGAGGGCUGAAGUUGAGAUGCAGCUGACAAGACACAAGAGAUCUUAUGAUGCCUAAAAGGAAAAAAAGAGAAUUUGAAAAGCAUUAGAUUGAGAAAUCAUUUAUUUUUCAGAUUCAAUGGCAGAUGCAAGUGGUUAUUCCAGUUCUUGACAUACAUAUGUCUGGGAUCAUGAAUUUGCUCAAAUUUACUCUGCAAACUUUAUUCAAAAAAUAAUAUUUGCUCUUAAGCUUUGAUUGUACUCACUGGUUGCAAUAAUGGCCAGCAAAAGGAAAUCCACAACUCCUUGCAUGAUACCAGCAAAAAUGCUGACACCACAGAAAUCCACUUUUGUUGGAGUAAAUCAUGAAGGAACUCGUCAAACAUUAGUUCCCAGUAUUCUGCCUAAUUGUGAUACCACUGGUGAUAAUCAUGGUAGUGGGACCUUGUCCAAUGGACACAAUGGAAUUAUAGACAGCACUUCUUAUAGAUGUACAGGUUGCAGUUUUACUACUCAAGAAAUGAAUCAAUUCCUUAAUCACCUUGAUUCGGAGCACAUAGACUUUACUAAAGACCCCUCCUUUUUGUGUGUGAAGUGUAAUUCCUUGGUAAAGAGCCAUGAUGAUCUUUCUCAUCACAAUGCAGAGCACCAUGUUGGAGAAACAAAUUUAAUCUGGAAUGUAGUGAAACAAGCUAACCACAUGAUUGUGGAACAGACUACUGGAAAUAGCAGUGGUGGUCAGGACCACUUGGGGGCUAUUCCUGAGGAGAGUCAGGAGAGUCAAGCUGAAAUUAUUAUUACCAAAAUGCCCAUUAUGAAGAUAAUGAAAACAAAACCAGAAGUUAAAAAAAUCCACACACUGAAAGAAAAGAUAUCUAAUAAAUCGGUCAAGGAUGUAGAAACAAAAGGUGAACUGUCAUUUACCAAUGGAUCACUGCCGGUUAGCCAGUCUGGCAAAUCCACCUCCAUUGUCAAUGGAUCAAUAGUUGGAAAUGUACCUAUUUUACAAGCAGGCAUAACACAACUUGUGCAACUGCAACAGCAAGCACAAAUUCACCAGCACCUGCCAACAUCAAAAUCCCUCCCUAAGGUAAUGAUUCCUUUGAGUAGUAUUCCAACUUACAAUGCAGCAAUGGAUUCUAACAGUUUUCUUAAAAACUCUUUUCAUAAGUUUCCCUAUCCUACCAAAGCUGAACUUUGCUAUUUGACUGUGGUGACCAAGUAUCCAGAAGAGCAGCUGAAAAUUUGGUUUACAGCCCAGCGGUUGAAACAGGGUAUUAGCUGGUCACCUGAGGAGAUAGAAGAUGCACGGAAAAAAAUGUUUAACACUGUGAUUCAGUCUGUUCCCCAAUCCACUAUUACAGUGUUAAAUACACCUUUAGUUGCAAGUCCUAGUAGUGUUCAGCAUCUCAUUCAGGCCAAUUUGCCUGGUCAAUCAGUUGGAAAGCCUGAAGGACCAAGUGGCAUGCUGGUCACCCAACCAAUAAUAACAAAUGGACUUCAGGGAGCAACUUCAUCUCAAGCAAUAGGUUUAACCUCCAUUCCAAAGACCCAGAUAGCUAAGCCUCCAACCACUGUGUCUAUUUCCAGUAUUGCAUCAACUGUGAAUGUAGUUAGUACUGCUCAGUCACAACUUUCUGCUUGCCCAAAUGUCUCUUCACAGGCAUUCUUGGAUCCUAAUUUAUUAAAAAAUAAGAAAUCUUAUGAACAGUUGUCUGCACUGAAAGAUAGUUUCUGUAGGAAUCAAUUCCCUGGCCAAAAUGAAGUUGAGCGCCUGACAAAAAUCACAGGACUUAGCAUCAGGGAAGUUCGAAAGUGGUUUAGUGAUAGGAGGUAUCACUGGAAAAAUAUCAGAGGCAACAAAUCUGUGCUUGGUGGGGAUAGCACAAUAAUAAUAGACUCUGUACCUGAAAUCACUUUUACCACUUCACCAAAAACAACCACAGAGUUAACUUCCGCAUCAGCAGCAACACCUGUUCACACACCAGCACGUCGGCAAUCCUGGCAUCAGACCCCUGAUUUCUCCACUGCAAAAUAUAAGGAGAGGGCUCCAGCACAACUCAGAGCUUUGGAAAGCAGCUUUGCACAAAAUCCCUUCCCUCUAGAGGAGGAGGUAGACCGUCUGAGAAGCGAAACUAAAAUGACAAGGAGAGAGAUUGACAGCUGGUUCUCAGAGCAAAGGAAAAGACAAGCGGACAAAGAAAGGAAACAGCCAGCAGAUGAGGACGCUGAGGAUGAGUCCAUCGAAGAGGAGGAGGAUUUGGAUGACUUCAGAGCGUCAAUUGAAAAUGGUUCCUUGGAUGAAGCUGGAAGUUCUCAACUUCCAGGUGAACGUAAAGUGACCCCAAUAAAAAUCAACCUUAGAAACUUCAAGGUGACAGAAUCAGAGGGAAAAAGUGAGUUGGCAGCUUUGGGUGCCCAAGCAACAAAAGAUAAUUCUUCUAGCAGGGCACAGAAACCCAGGCUGUGCUUUAAAAAGACUGCUCAGCAGAGACAUUUGCUUAAACAGCUGUUUGUAAAGACACAGCGUCCUACUAAUGAACAGUAUGAUCAAAUAUGUGGUCAGACUGGACUUCCCAGGGUUGAAGUAAUUCGCUGGUUUGGAGAUAGCCGCUAUGGUUUAAAAAAUGGAAAUCUGAGGUGGUAUGAAAACUACAAAAAGGGCAUUUUCCCCAAAGGGCUAUCGGUUUCCGGUGAAGUCAGCCAAGAGGUCCUCCAAGACUAUUUUCAAAAGAACAAGGUUCUGUAUGAAGAUGAUCUCCAAGAUCUCUCUGAAAGAACUCAGAUGACCGCCUCGCAGGUUAAAUUGUGGUUUGCUGAAAGGCUAGGGGAAGAAAGCAAAGCAGUAUCUGAUGCAAGUAGUGAUAGUCAGCCCCCAAGUGUUGGUGAUCCAGCCAAUAGUCAAAAAGGAACUUUUGAUACUUUUUCUGAAGUUUCUGAGAACAGUGAAUCUUGGGAACCUGGAGGUCAAGAUGGAAGCUCAGAAUUUGGAGAUACAGAUAGUCAUCCGCCUGCAAUACAUUCUGAAAUGGAUUGAACCACCACUGCCUUUGCUCGAACAGUCGGUCAAUUUUGUUAGAACCAAGCAGCUGCGGGUCAUUCUGAAUCUUUGUUGAAGAUUGUAAUGCCAAGUUCUUCUUCCCGUGAAGCACAAUUUGAAUUUGGAGAUCGCAUGGAAGACAUCAAUAAAGAAAACUGUAAGGUUCGGGUUGGGGGAAGACUAGUAUUCUGUUUUUAUGAUUUAGGAGAGUGUGCACCAGAUAUUCUUCCUCAGGCUCCAAUUAGUGGACACUGUCUUUCGAACUUCAUAUUCAGAUGGAACCAGCUUAUUAAAGCCAGCAACCAGUCUCUCUCUGCAUUGGAUCAUGCAUCUGAAACAAUGUGUUAAAUAUUCUUUUUUUUUUCAUAGAAAUGAGCUAUCAUUUGUACAACAUAUUCUAAAUACUUUCAUUGUUUGUCCUCUGAAUGCUCCAUCUUUGCAUUGAUUGUAUUCUCUUUACAUUUUAAUCUCUAGAUUUUGAAAGUACAGUAAAAACCUUAAAGAGAUAAACAGAUAAUCAGAGUUGGAAGAGACCUUGUAGGUCAUCUAGUCCAAUCCCCUACCCAAGCAGGAGACCCUACACCAUUUCUGACAGGUGGGAGUCCGAUCUCUUCUUGAAAGUCUCAAAGGAUGGCAAGUGAUCUAACAAGCCUUUUGAGCAGAAAUAGUGGCUGUUGAUAUCUGAAUUGAUAUAAUUUGUGGUGGCUGUUGGUACCUAAUUUAUCAUUUAGGUAAUCUGCAGUAUUGGAAAUGAUGUAAAUGCAAUCAUUUGCAGCAAAAUCGCCAUUCUCAAGUAUUGAAACCACUUUCCAUUGUAUCUAAAACCUGUCAAACUGAGGAUUUGCUGUACAGGUUGCAAUCAAUGCUCACUUCCCCAAGAGUAAACACCCCCAAAUCAAUGCAGCUUUCUUACAUACAAUGGAGUUAUAUAUG
This is a messenger RNA of Pseudonaja textilis, 4067 nucleotides long. RefSeq names its product zinc fingers and homeoboxes 3 (gene ZHX3). NCBI's taxonomy places the organism in Eukaryota, Metazoa, Chordata, Lepidosauria, Squamata, Elapidae. The record is from RefSeq and is a predicted model, not a curated record. Gene Ontology annotation, molecular function: DNA binding; DNA-binding transcription factor activity, RNA polymerase II-specific. Gene Ontology annotation, cellular component: nucleus. Gene Ontology annotation, biological process: regulation of transcription by RNA polymerase II.